GAUUUCGCGAUUUAAUGCACUACACACGCAAGUUCAAUGAAUUCAUUUACCAUUUCAAUUCAGUAGUUUGAAAUAUCUCGAAUUGUGGUCGCUCAGUUACUUUGUAAGGAAUGGCCGUCUUUAAGUUGAAUAUUUGCAAGUUUAACAAUUGUGAUUUGAUAUUUAAUAAUCUAGAAAACCUGAUACGACACAUUGAAACGAAUCAUAUAAAUUAUGAUCCUAAGAUAAUAGAGCAAUUCGAAACACAGCAGCCCACAUGUCUUCCUUUGAGCUACGUUUUGAAAUUUUUCGCUGAUCAGAACACAGAGGAGAAUAGCGAAUCUAAACUCAAGCAAACUCUACUUUCUCCGAAAUCCACUGGAAAUUCGAACAUUCAUGCCUCGGAAAACACCGAAAUCCAAGCUGAAGAUGCGAAUAACAACGAUACCUCGAAAUCCGACUCGUGGGUAGCUGUAAAAACAGCCAACAAUGGUAGAGUCAUAAAAAACGUCUGCAAGGUUAAAAAAACCUUUAAAUGUCACUGCGGUAAAACCUACGGUACUAGUCAAAGCCUUCGAAAGCAUGCAAUCCAAUGCCACAACGCUGCAGUGAUUACAGCCCAAGUGAAAGAGAUCCUCCAACAAGGCUCCGAAUCCGGUACGGUGAAUGGACUAGUCCAACCGUACCAGUCGAUCCAGCUGAAGCAGAUAUCCAAUGCUGGAACACCUUUGAAGACUUUAGUCGUAUCUACGAAACCGACCACGACAGUACAAACUUCUCAGUCUGCGAGUAUCCAGUCGCCUCAACGACUGAUGAUCCAAUUAUCGGAUAUUAGCUCAAUUACGUCUUCUUCUUGAGGCGUUAAACCACACACAGAACAAAUGACAGUUACUAUUUGACGUAUUAAGUAUUUAUUAUUUAUUCGAUUCUUUUCUUUUCUUCUUCUUCGUUUUUUUCCUCCCUUAGUAAAUUUAUUUAUUAUGCAACUUAUACGUAGUAGUUUUGACGAAAAAAAGAUUCCAAUAACGCGCGGUAUUAAUUAAUUGUGAUUAUUGUAUAAAAUGCAAAAGUGAUCGUAACGUGGAUGGAAUAAUAUUACUCGAUGUAUAAGUAUAUAUUCAUUGUCUGUGAUAGCGUUAUAAAAAAAAAAUUGUUAUGUUAAAUUUCGUAUUUUUCGGCAAGUUUUACCAACAUAUCAAAAGAGAGUGGUGAAAAAAAAAAUGACGGAAAACGUUUCUCGUACCUCGAUAUUUAUUCUAAUUUCUCUCACUGCCUUCUUCUUCAUUAACUGUUCCUCGACUUUGAAAAUUUUUAAAUCUCGUGUCAUUCCAAAUGUUUUUUUAAUUUUUAAGACAAAAAUGAGACUAAUUUUUUUUUAGAGAUAUUCGGCGUGUGUUAGUAGAUCUGUUAAAAAUGUAACCAUCCACAACACUUAUUUUUAAAUUUAAAUUUUUCCUAAUUAAAGAGUAAUCUUUAGGAUUUAAAAUUCAUGCGAGCAACCAAAAAGUUAUCGAAAAUUUUAUUCUAGUUUAAGUGUUUAUGUAGUUAAUCGACUUGUUUUUCUCAUUUUUUCGAGUUAUAUUUUAUCCAAAUCGACUUGUUUAUUAUUUUAUUUAUUUAUUUACUUUUUUUCUUUUUUUUUUUUUGGUGUCGGAGUUAGGUAAUUGUUAUUUCAGCUUGUUUGAUAAUAAUUUUGACAUAGUUCUUUUCUGAUUAUAUUCUAGUCUUGGCGUUCUGCUUGAGUUCGGUGUAUAAAAAAUUUAUCACUUUAGAGAAAAACAACGCGUGCUUGUGUAAUUUUUUUUGUUCUGAAAAAAAAUGUUAUUUAUGUAUUAAGUUUUCCUCCUCUUCUCGUGUCGAACACGUAUUUUGUUAUUCGUAAUACUUUUUUUUUCAAAUAUGUACCUCUACCUACCUGAAUUAAUAUACUAAUGUUUUGCGAAAUGA
Molecule: messenger RNA, 1926 nt
Organism: Planococcus citri (citrus mealybug)
Lineage: Eukaryota; Metazoa; Arthropoda; Insecta; Hemiptera; Pseudococcidae
Product: juxtaposed with another zinc finger protein 1
Exons: 4
Coding region: 111-836 (241 amino acids)
Cellular component (GO): nucleus
Source: RefSeq, a predicted model, not a curated record